Messenger RNA from Phytophthora infestans T30-4, 2823 nucleotides. RefSeq lists its product as uncharacterized. The coding region runs from base 1 to 2823 and encodes 940 amino acids. The record is from RefSeq and is a predicted model, not a curated record. Gene Ontology annotation, molecular function: protein binding. The transcript has 9 exons. Lineage: Eukaryota; Oomycota; Peronosporomycetes; Peronosporales; Peronosporaceae.
AUGACACAUCGCAACGUCGGUUGGUACACGCAAGGUGACGUCGAAGAAAUCCAGGAUCAGCAUAUCCACAAGAACGUCUUCAAGAUUCGUGGAGCCAUCGCAGCUACCAACUACUUAAGAGUUCCGAGGGAUGCAGUAAAGGGGACACAUGGACUGGGUCUGACAGGACGCUACGCGUAUCUGCAACUUCGGCGGAUUGGGGAUCUACCGAUGACGAUUCAUCUCGACUUCGUGACGAACAGAAAAACAGCGUUGCGCUUUGCACUGAGCUCCAUUUACCAGCUUUUCCGAAGCACGGGGACUGUGCUCAGGGUACCACUAAGUUUGGAUACUCGAUGGACUGUGGUCGUGGUGGAUAUGGCGCGCUUGCUGGAGCUCCACUCCUUUAAUCAAUACGCAAGAGAAACCUAUCGUCACCUCAAGACCAUCACGUUGUGUGCUUCGAUGAAUUUGCGAAACUUCUUCGUGUCUCCAACGCUGUACACACCAACGGAGGAUCUUCGUAUCGCUGCCACGCCCACACCAGAAUCUCCUCCGACACACGAAGUCCAAGCCCAAGUCAGCACGCAAUCGUCACCAAGAACAAGAGACGCAAACAUUCGUCGAGACAGAAAUGACAUCCUGUCAAAGGCUGAUCAGAUUUUGCGCGACGCUGGACAAGGACUGCGAACUCGAAUCGUCUCAUCUUCCACCAAAGCCGAGUGGCCAGAUCCAAUCCUGGAACUCGAUCGAAUCAUCGGCUUUUCCAACGACUUCGCUCGCGUGUUGCUUUGGGUUCCAGACGGCUCAGCAUGUGUCUAUACAAGCUCCUCGACAAUCGUUUAUCGAGAGUUUUGCGCCGAAUACAAGGCGAAAAGCUCCGAGAACAAUACAAGUAUGGAAGCUGCGAAAGGUUCAAUGGAAACAAGUGGGUCAACUACUGCAACCAGAGAACACUUCUUGCACGGCCACCUCAGUGCAGUUUGCGCUCUUGCAGCCACAACCGACGGAAGGUUUCUGGCAUCAGCAGAAAUACCAAAGGAGUCGAAACAAAAUGGGAUCAGGCUCUGGAAUCUCGCAACUCGCGACUGUAUCACCAUCAUCAAGGCGCAAGCGAAGGGGGUUCCUGCAAUGUGCUUCUCCCCGCUAUCAAAACGCCGUCUUGUGCUCUGCGUCGUGGGUCGCGAUGAGUGUUUUCGAACUCAAAUCUUCAUCUGGGACUGCACUUCUCUUCUCCGUGGAACGCCAGACCCUCCUCUCUCUGCGACAGUGAGUCUCAUGGCAAGACAAACGUCCGAUUUCCCCAUUGAAAUCAUCUCUUUCUCCCCAUACGAACAGCAAGAUCAUUACCAUCUUGUGUCCUGUGGACGGGAGAAUAUCCGCUACUGGCGCGUCAAUCCCAACACUGGCCACCUCACGGGGUGUCCUGUAAUUCUCAACGAAUAUUCUCGCGGAACUGUAUUUACAGACAUUGGCUUCGACACAAUUGUCGAUUCUCACCCGUCCAAUAUCCACCGCGUACGUCCUCUAUACGUAUCGUCCAGCUUAGGUACACUACUGGUGAUCGACUACGACUUGAAACAGGUUAUCUGCGUGUACCAGCUCCACGACGCCAGUAUCAAUUGCCUAUCGGUUAACGAGGGGUUCUGCGUCACUGGGUCGGACGACUGUUUUCUCCGAGUCUGGCCAUUGGAUUUCACGGAUUUCUUCUUGGAAGCUCAACACGAGGCAGGUGUGAGCUGCUUGGAUGUAUCCGCAGAUGGGAUGAAAGUGAUUGUCGGCAGUCGCAACAACGCCAUCGGAGUGCUGGAUAUCGCGAGCCAACAGUACGCAACUUUACUGCGAUCUCACACAAAGAAGGUAACAGCGAUGGCACCUGCACCUUGGAGAUCCCCAUUGACUUCAUUACUUCUGGAAGACACUUGUGGUGUCGGUACUGAGAGCGAGUUAGUAACAGCUGCCGACGAUGGUACUUUGCGAGUUUGGGACACUUUGUCGGGACACCAGCUUUACGAGUUUGACAUCCAACAGGACCCGGUGACGAGUGUUGCAGCUUCGCCGGUGAAAAGUGGAAUUGUCGCGGUAGGUUUUGCUUCAGGAUACACGCGAAUCUUCGACGUGCCGUCAAGUAUGUUACACGAGUUUCGGCAACAUCAGAGCUCGAUUCGACACAUUGCGUUUGAUACUGAUGCUCAGCAUCUUUUUACUUCCGGUGGAGGGAAGCAAUUGUGUCUCUAUGACGCUCGACAGCAAGAUUAUUUGCCGCUAAAGAUGCUGCUGGCCGAUUUUGAUCCCGAAGACGGUUGUUUUGAGGUUAGUUACGACAAGAAAUGGCUGGCUUUGGUCAGUAGUGAUCGUCAGAGUGUCGUGAUGCUCGAUCCCUGCUCACUGCGUGUGAUAUCCACGGUGCGGCCUCCUAAACAGGGAAAAGAAGAAAUAUUGAAGCUUGCACGCUUUUCCAACCACUCGUCCGAGUUGCUAGUCUUAUCGUCCAAUGACCGACUUCACAUUUUCUCUCUACCAGGACGCGAACUCGUUCAAUCGAUGCCGCUUCUUGGUCAAGAUGGAAUCAGUGCGUUGGUGGUGAGUGCAAACGCUAAAUACAUGGCUACUGGGGGUGCGGACGGGUCUCUCCGAGUGUGGAAUUGGGAUGACAGAGGUCGAAUCGGUCGGAUGAAUCAGUCUUUCCUCGGUCAUACGGGGAAAAUUAAUGAGUUGGCUCGAACGCGAUAUGCGUCUGGCAAUUCCACGGAGACUCGUCGCCAUCGUCCCCACGGGAAAAGAGCGGCCCACUGGACGGAAGGUGGUUCAACCUGGCAGGGGGCGACGACGAAAAUGACAUGA